This is a messenger RNA of Drosophila subpulchrella, 589 nucleotides long. RefSeq lists its product as uncharacterized. The transcript has 2 exons. Lineage: Eukaryota; Metazoa; Arthropoda; Insecta; Diptera; Drosophilidae. The record is from RefSeq and is a predicted model, not a curated record. The coding region runs from base 106 to 435 and encodes 109 amino acids.
AUAUACAGUUCAUAUUACUUGUGAAUAUUGUGUCAAAUUUCUCGUUCAGUUCCUAACAAAAUUUCGUGUUUAACAAUAGCCCAGAUUUUUUGUAAGCCCAUCAAAAUGUCCCUAGUUCUUGAUGUAGUCCAGAAAAUUGUUCUGCAGAAAGCAUAUGAUUUAACAUGCGAGGCAGCCAUAUUAGCCUUGAGGAAAUGUGGCAAACUCAAAAUAGAGGACGAUAAGUCAAAAGUAAGGAGUGAAAAGCAAUUGCCUAUGCCGCCUGCCAAGCCAAUUUCCCAGGACGUGGUUUCCCCGAAGAAGGUACCCAAGGUUCCCGUGGUCACCACACCGUUGAAAUUUGUGGGAAGGGACAUUCCUCGAAAGAACGUUGGCUCCAUCGAUCCUCCCCAGUGCUCCUGCAUGCGUGUGUGCCGGGAUAGCUACUUCUCUUAGAAAAAAACCUCCAUCGCUUGAAAACAAUUGCAACUUUAAUAGAAUAGGAAAUAGCAAAAUUUUUGAGGGACAUCUGGCAUCGAAUCUCAUUCCAUUUUGUAUCCGUACAAUUAUCAAAUGUAACACUAAUAACAGUUUUUGGUAGCAACUAACA